This is a messenger RNA of Aspergillus melleus, 1182 nucleotides long. RefSeq names its product NAD(P)-dependent alcohol dehydrogenase. Gene Ontology annotation, molecular function: zinc ion binding; L-iditol 2-dehydrogenase (NAD+) activity. The record is from RefSeq and is a predicted model, not a curated record. Gene Ontology annotation, biological process: D-sorbitol catabolic process. The coding region runs from base 1 to 1182 and encodes 393 amino acids. The transcript is spliced from 2 exons. NCBI's taxonomy places the organism in Eukaryota, Fungi, Ascomycota, Eurotiomycetes, Eurotiales, Aspergillaceae.
AUGUCCACCUCGAUAUCCUCCAUGCAAAACCCCUCCUGCCUCCUCUACGGCGCCGGAGACUGCCGCUACGAAGACCGACCCAUUCCCAGCAUCGAAGACUCAAACGACGUGAUAAUCCGCAUCGCGUACACCGGCGUUUGCGGGAGCGAUGUAAGUUUCUGGGUCCACGGCGGGAUCAAACGCCGCAUAACGCCAGAAAACCCAGUCGUGAUGGGCCACGAAGCAUCCGGCACAGUACAUGCAAUCGGAUCCAACGUCCACCAUCUGCAACCCGGCGAUCCGGUGGCCAUCGAGCCCGGAUAUCCGUGUCGGCGUUGCGAGCUGUGCAAAGCGGGGCGAUACAAUCUUUGCCCGGGGAUGAAAUUCGCUGCAGUCCCGAGUAGUUGUCAUGGGACGCUGACCAGGUUUUUCAAGAUCCCCGGGGAUUAUUGUCAUUCGUUAGUGCCGGCAACAUCGGGAUCGGGAUCAGGUUCAGGAUCCAUAGACUCAGCCCCAAAGUCGGGCUUAGGACUCGACGAAGCCGUACUAAUGGAACCCUUAGCCGUGGCAAUCCACUCCGUCCGCUCCGUAGGCGUUAUACCUGGGAGCCGGGUAGUGAUAUUCGGAGCCGGCACGGUGGGCCUGUUAUGCGCGAGCGUGGCGCGCGAGUUCGGCGCUAAACAAAUCAUCGUUGUGGAUGUGAACGCACAAAAGCUGGAGUUUGCAGAGAGUGUGGUUCCGAACCCGCAUGUCUCUUUCGGAACAUACAUCCCCUCGUCGACGCUCUCGGCUGAAGAAAAUGCCAGCAAUAUACUUGAGCAGUUUGAUUCCGCGUCCCAUCAUAGCGGAGGAUCAGAGAUUCCGGGCUUCGAUGUCGCGAUCGAAGCUACUGGCGCUGAACCCUGCGUUCAGAUGGGGAUUCAUGUCCUGAGGGCUGGGGGUGCGUAUAUCCAGACGGGGAACGGGAAGAGGAAGGUGGAAUUUCCGAUUGCGACGGUGGCGGAAAAGGAGAUCACGGUGCGAGGAUGUUUUCGGUAUGGACCUGGGGAUUUCCAGCUGGGGGUGAGAAGGGCGAGUGAGGGCAGGAUUCAGGUGAAGAGGUUUAUUACGAAAGUGGUGCCAUUUGAGAGGGCAGUGGAGGCGUGGGAGACGACGAGGAGGGGAGAGGGGAUUAAAACUUUGAUUAAGGGGGUUGAGGAUUGA